UACAUUUCCAGUUUUCAUAUGCAAAAUUUUGGACGCAAGGCAGAUUUCUUGCAAAUGGAAUUUGAUCCGAAUGAACUGAUGCACUAUACCUCGAUUAGCGCUAUUGAAGAAGUGUAUCAGGCGCCAUUUGCCAAGCGUCUUGAGUUUCAGAGAGUUUUGCAAUUGUGGCUUUUGCUGUUGCUAAGUUAUUUCGGGAAGAUUGGUGGCUUCAUACUGAUGAAGAACUUCUUAGAGAAAAAUAUUAAUGAAACAACAAAAAUUACUGAUUUUAUCGAUUGGCUUCGACCAUUUGCUUCUUGUUCACUCUUGCUAAAACCAGCAGUUAUUACAGAAACUUUCGGCCCAACCAUCCAAGUAGCAGUGACACGAUUAGAGCACAUGGACGAUAAGGAACUGAAAUGCGAAACGGUAAAAGGUGAUUUGAAUGAGUCACCGUACGUUGAAUUGGCAAAAGUAUUACAAAGUUUGUCGCUGGUUAAUCCAGAAAUGAUCCAUCUGGGACGACAAAUGCAGUUUUUUGCACUGCGAUAUAUUUUGCGGGUGCUUCAAGUUGCACCUUUUGCUGGACGUAUAGCAGCUCUGGAAGAAUUACAUAUGGUUUUACAUAAUGCAGCGUCAGAAUUUCGGCAGCAAGAAUUAGUAAUUUCGAUGAAUGAUUUGACCGAAUGGCUGAGGAAGCAACAUCUUAUCGAAGUAUUGGUUCGUGAUAAUUUGCAUCACCCGUCAUACUGCGAGAGGUUGGAAAGAGUAUUCCGAGUGUUACUAGAAAGAAAUGCUGUAACAGUGGAUGACUUGGAUAUCUUAUGGAAUGUGCAGCAUGAAAGGCAUGACGUCAUCCAGCGAAAUGUUCACGAUCUAAUAGCAAA
Molecule: messenger RNA, 866 nt
Organism: Loa loa (African eye worm)
Lineage: Eukaryota; Metazoa; Nematoda; Chromadorea; Rhabditida; Onchocercidae
Exons: 6
Source: RefSeq, a predicted model, not a curated record